Piliocolobus tephrosceles (Ugandan red Colobus) is the source of this 2322-nucleotide messenger RNA. It is a transcript of the gene AGTR1, whose product is annotated as angiotensin II receptor type 1. NCBI's taxonomy places the organism in Eukaryota, Metazoa, Chordata, Mammalia, Primates, Cercopithecidae. Gene Ontology annotation, cellular component: membrane; external side of plasma membrane. Gene Ontology annotation, biological process: immune response; positive regulation of cytosolic calcium ion concentration; regulation of vasoconstriction. Gene Ontology annotation, molecular function: C-C chemokine binding; angiotensin type II receptor activity; C-C chemokine receptor activity. The coding region runs from base 257 to 1441 and encodes 394 amino acids. The transcript is spliced from 3 exons. The record is from RefSeq and is a predicted model, not a curated record.
ACUAUAAAUUCGGAGCUGCCUCCUCGCCGAUGAUUCCAGCUCCUGACAGCCAGGACCCCAGGCAGCAGCGAGUGACAGGGCGUCUGGACCGGCACGCCGCUAGCAGCUCUGCCGGGCCGCGGCAGUGAUCGAUGGGGAGCUGCUGGAGCGGACCCAGCGAGUGAGGGCGCACAGCCGGGACGCCGAGGCGGCGGGCGGGAGACCGCACCAGCGCAGCCGGCCCUCAGCGGGACGUGACGCAGCGCCCGGGGCGCGGAUGAACAAAGUGAAUCACAAGUCAAGUGACAGGCCAAUGGCUCCACAGGUCAUAGGAGGUGCAUUUUAUAUAGUGUUUGUGACAAAUUCGAACCAGGAGAUCAAAAUGAUUCUCAACUCUUCUACCGAAGAUGGUAUUAAAAGAAUCCAAGAUGAUUGUCCCAAAGCUGGAAGGCAUAAUUACAUAUUUGUCAUGAUUCCUACUUUAUACAGUAUCAUCUUUGUGGUGGGAAUAUUUGGAAACAGCUUGGUGGUGAUAGUCAUUUACUUUUACAUGAAGCUGAAGACUGUGGCCAGUGUUUUUCUUUUGAAUUUAGCACUGGCUGACUUAUGCUUUUUACUGACUUUGCCACUAUGGGCUGUCUACACAGCUAUGGAAUACCGCUGGCCCUUUGGCAAUUACCUAUGUAAGAUUGCUUCAGCCAGCGUCAGUUUCAACCUGUAUGCUAGUGUGUUUCUACUCACGUGUCUCAGCAUUGAUCGAUACCUGGCUAUUGUUCACCCAAUGAAGUCCCGCCUUCGACGCACAAUGCUUGUAGCCAAAGUCACCUGCAUUGUCAUUUGGCUGCUGGCAGGCUUGGCCAGUUUGCCAGCUAUCAUCCAUCGAAAUGUAUUUUUCAUUGAGAACACCAAUAUUACAGUUUGUGCUUUCCAUUAUGAGUCCCAAAAUUCAACCCUCCCGAUAGGACUGGGCCUGACCAAAAAUAUACUGGGUUUCCUGUUUCCUUUUCUGAUCAUUCUUACAAGUUAUACUCUUAUUUGGAAGGCCCUAAAGAAGGCUUAUGAAAUCCAGAAGAACAAACCAAGAAAUGAUGAUAUUUUUAAGAUAAUUAUGGCAAUUGUGCUUUUCUUUUUCUUUUCCUGGAUUCCCCACCAAAUAUUCACUUUUCUGGAUGUACUGAUUCAACUAGGCAUCAUACGUGACUGUAGAAUUGCAGAUAUUGUGGACACAGCCAUGCCCAUCACCAUUUGUAUAGCUUAUUUUAACAAUUGCCUGAAUCCUCUUUUUUAUGGCUUCCUGGGGAAAAAAUUCAAAAAAUAUUUUCUCCAGCUUCUAAAAUACAUUCCCCCAAAAGCCAAAUCCCACUCAAACCUUUCAACAAAAAUGAGCACGCUUUCCUACCGCCCCUCAGAUAAUGCAAGCUCAUCCACGAAGAAGCCUGCACCAUGUUUUGAGGUUGAGUGACAUGUUCGAAACCUGUCUAUAAAGUAAUUUUGUGAGAGAAGGAGCAAGAGAACAUUCCUCUGCAGCACUUCACUACCAAAUGAGCAUUAGCUACUUUUCAGAAUUGAAGGAGAAAAUGGAUUAUGUGGACUGAACUGACUUUUCUAAAGCUCUGAACAAAAGCUUUUCUUUCCCUUUGCAACAAGACACAGCAAAGCCACAUUUUGCAUUAGACAGAUGAUGGCUGCUUGAAGAACAAUGUCAGAAACUCAUUGAAUGUGUUGAUUUGAGAAAUUUUACUGACAGAAAUGCAAUCUCCCUAGUCUGCUUUUGUCCUGUUAUUUUUUUAUUUCCACAUAAAGCUAUUUAGAAUGUAUUAAAUUGUUAAAGGAGCAACAGGAAAUGAGAGUUCAAGAUUGUUCUGUCCAAUUUCCAAAGGGCAGUAAAGCUUUUGUGCCUGUUUUUAGCUAUUAGCAACUGUGCCACACUUGCACCUAUUACUGCACAUUUUGUACAAAGAUUUGCUAAGCAGUAGUUGUCAAGUUUCAGAUCUUUUUGUGAAAUUCAACCUGUGUCUUAUAGGUUUACACUGCCAAAAAAAUGCCCGUAAGAUGGCCUAUUUGUAUAAUGGUGUUACUAAAGUCACAUAUAAAAGUUAAACUACUUGUAAAGGUGCUGCGUGGGUCCCAAGUAGUAGUGUCUUCCUAGUACAUUAGUUUGAUUUAAUAUCUGAGAAGUGUAUAUAGUUUGUGGUAAAAAGAUUAUAUAUCAUAAAGUAUGCCUUCUUGUUUUAAAAAAGUAUAUAUUCUACACAUAUGUGUAUAUCUAUAUCUGAACUGCUGUUAAUUGAUUGAAAUUUGGCAAAGUUAUAUUUACUUUAAAAUAAAAUAAUUUUAUUGCAA